Lactuca sativa (garden lettuce) is the source of this 1396-nucleotide messenger RNA. Its product is annotated as E3 ubiquitin-protein ligase RSL1. Gene Ontology annotation, molecular function: zinc ion binding; ubiquitin-protein transferase activity. The record is from RefSeq and is a predicted model, not a curated record. Gene Ontology annotation, biological process: protein ubiquitination. NCBI's taxonomy places the organism in Eukaryota, Viridiplantae, Streptophyta, Magnoliopsida, Asterales, Asteraceae.
AUGUCUUUCUUUUUGGUGUUAACUAGUCGUAUUAAGUUCCCAUCCAAGAUUUCCUUGGUUUUGCGGGGUAACAUCCCUUAUCAUCCGUUUUUCUUCUUCCUUCCUCUGUUUUUCUGCUUCCUCUUCUUCCUCAAUGAGGUUUCAAAAAUUGAACACCAUCCCUAUGGAGAUGUUAGGAGAGAACAUAACCACCACAGACCGAAACGCGUUAAGAACAUGGCUAGCAGUAGUGUUGUCGGCGUGUCAACUCUCCAUGACAAAGAUGAGAGCUAUCUUAACUCUGAAAAAUACGCCGAAGAACUGCAACUUCAAGAGGCGCUCAUAUAUUCAGAAGCAUCAAUAUCAUCCUCUUCAUCCCAACAGGAUGCAUCAUCAUCAUCCGAAAACGAUGCAUCAUCAAUAUCAUCAUCAUCAUCCCAAAAUGAUACAUCAUCAACGCCAUCGUCAGCAUCUCAAAAUGAUGCAUCAUCAACAUCAUCGUCGUCGUCAUCCUUAAACGAUUCAUCAUCAUCAUCAUCAGCAUCAUCAAUUCCAGAAACGUCCACACCUACACAUUCAUUGAAGAUGAAGGAGCCAGUGGUGACAUCUGAUGCAUCCCAAUCAUCCGAGAGCUUCUUCUGCGACAUUUGCAUGGACACAAAGUCCUCAUCAGAAAUGUUUUCAAAAGCAACAGUUUGCGGCCAUCUGUACUGCUCUGAUUGUAUAUCCGGACACGUAUCUGCGAAGAUUAAAGAGAACAUCACGAAUGUGAAGUGUCCGGACCCAAAAUGCAAAGAGGUAAUUGGCCCUGAACAUUGUCGAGCCAUAGUCCCAAAAGAAGUACUUGAAAGGUGGGAGGAAGCUUUGUGCGAGUCUUUGAUCCUGGGUACUCAGAAAUUCUACUGCCCGUUUAAAGAUUGUUCAGUCAUGUUGGUGGAUGAUGGUGGAGAGUCUGUGACAUCGUCAGAAUGCCCAAACUGCCACAGAUUGUUUUGUGCGCAGUGUAAGGUGGCAUGGCAUUCAGAGAUGGAUUGUAAUGAGUUUCAAAGCCUGAAUGAGGAUGAGAGAAAUCCAGAGGAUAUAAUGUUGAUGCAGCUUGCCAAGAGCAAAGAAUGGAGAAGGUGCCCAAGCUGCAAUAUUAUUGUGGAAAAACAAGAAGGUUACCGACUGAUCUCUCUUGUUGCAGAUGUGGGAAUCAUUUUUGUUAUGGAUGUGGGAAAAUACAUGUUGGAAGCUAUGCUUGUGAUGUUUGAUUUGGCAUGAUGGUGUUGUGUAGAAUUUUUGAGUAAAUGGGAUUUAUUUAUCAUUUUAAACCAUAACUAAAGUGAUACAUUCUAAUUGCACAUUCUUGCUUUUUAAAAUUUCCUAUGGUUUCUUAAGAUAAUAUAAAGGCAUGACGAAAAUGUUUAUUUGAACA